Prunus mume (Japanese apricot) is the source of this 1001-nucleotide messenger RNA. Its product is annotated as Fasciclin-like arabinogalactan family protein. The record is from RefSeq and is a predicted model, not a curated record. Lineage: Eukaryota; Viridiplantae; Streptophyta; Magnoliopsida; Rosales; Rosaceae.
CUUUCACAAACAUUAUGAAUUGAGAUUAAGCUUAUUCCUAGCCUACUGAAAUAAUAUUGUCCACCUUGAGAGGCCCACUUUUUGGGCCGGGGUCAUCUUAGCCUCUUCAAUGAGUCCAGAAACCCAGAAACCAUUCGACGUCGUUCCAACCUGGAUGCAAUGCAAGAAACUCUGUUACGUAUCCCAAAUCAUAGGCUCCCUCAACUGGCUCGCUAGGUGCUUGAACACGCCAGUGUGAAGCUCCAACGCCUGCAGAAGAGCCACGUGGGAAGAUCCCGAGCGCCGGAAAGCUCGCCUGCGAAUCAGGAUCGUCAAAGACGAUGAGCAGAAGCCGGAUUCUGAGAAAUCCGAUUGCGUUCUUUUGGUGGGUUGUGUUGGUUUGUUGCUUUUUAAUUGUUACAAUCUCAAUGCUGAGGCUUCCAGAGAUCCCGCUUGGGUUGCAAUAUCCCACGACAAAAACCAGUAAACAAACUUCAGAGGAUGACAAUUUAUCGAUAGGGAAGUUUGGGAAGAUGAUGCUUGAAAUGUUGCCUGAAGAUCUUGCCUUCACUGUGUUUGUUCCUUCAGAGGAAGCUUUCGAGCGCGAUCUGAGGCUCAGCCCAAAUAAAAGUUUAGUGGGGGAGAAGAUGAAUGACGACACGUAUGCAAUAAUGUCUCGAGUAUUGGGGUUCUCGGCUGUGCCUCGGAGGCUCGCUUCAGUCAAUGUGCCGAUUGACAAGGAGCUGUCGUAUGAUUCGAUAUCUGGGUUUGUGUUGUAUAUCUCGAAAGAGGAAGAUGGAGCGUUGACGGUCAACAGGGUUCGAUCCAAAAGAGUGGAUCUGAGGAAGAAGGGAAGCGUUGUGCAUAUCAUGGAUGGAGCGAUCAUGGAUGCUGAGUUCCAACAAUCAGUUCAGCCUGAGGAACAAGAUUGAAUUCACUCGUGAAUUUUUGUAACAUUGUACUUGGAUUACUGGAGAAACACAUAUAUGAGAUGUUAUAAUUCUUUCUAGAUAUUUUUAUUA